CAGAUAUAUAUUUUUUGCAGGUUAUACAACAGGAUGAGAGAUUUUAUACUGGUUGGUCUGGUUUUUGCACUCCUGUAUGUCACUGUGACAGCACAACAUCAAACUGGCCAUACUGAAUACGUCAUACUGUUUGACGCAGGCUCAAGUGGAACCCGUAUGUCAAUCUACCAGUUCCUGGACAGCGGACCAUCCUUAAAACCCUCUGACGUGAAAGAGCUUGAUCCUUCCACUAGCAAAAUAAAACCUGGAAUUUCAGAGCUUGCUGAUGACCCUUCUCAAGUCGAAGCCUACAUGAUGCCACUAUUGGAGUCAGCCAAGAAGACCAUUCCACAAGACAAGCAAUCGUCAACUCCAAUAUAUUUGCUGGCUACAGCUGGAAUGAGGCUCGUUCCUACAGAUCAAGCAAACGCCAUAUUAGAUGAAGUUAGAAAACUGUUUCAUGAUAAGGCUAAAUGUCCAUUUUUAUUCCAAGAAGAUGUAGAUGCUAGAAUCAUUUCUGGAACGGCGGAAGGAAUUUAUUCUUGGAUAACUGUUAAUUUUUUGACGGGCAUUUUUGGUACAAAUCAAGCCUCGUAUGGUAGUUUAGAUUUGGGAGGGGCAUCGCACCAAAAUACUUGGGAUUUGAAAAGGAAAAAGAACCCUGAAACGUUUUCCAUUUCAGUGGCAGGAAAAAACUAUAAUGUUUUUGCUCGUAGUUAUUUAGGUUAUGGCCAGGAUGAGGCAAGGGAACGCUAUUUAGAAUCCAUUGUCAAAAAAAGUGAUUGUACUGAAAAUGAAGAAUGUGCCGUCAAAAGUCCCUGUCAUAAUAAAGGUUUCAAGGAAUCACUAGAAUUUAAUGGCCAGGCACGUGUUUUUGAAGGCACAGCUCAGGUUGAGAUCUGUGAGGAUAUAAUCCGUAAUUUAUUUUUUUGUCGUUCGUUAGAUUUGAAGAAGUGUCCUUUCUCUAACCAACCUAGAUUAAGAGGCAAAUUCUAUGGAUUUUCAGCGUUAUAUUAUGUUUUAACAGACAUAAACGCUGUUUGUUCUGAUUGCCAAAACAAUUUCGUCAACCCAAAGAAAAUCAAGAGGCACUUGAAAUCAUUUUGUGGCAAAAAUUACGAUGAGAUAAACGAGAGCCCUUAUAGCAAAAGCCAGUGUUUUGGUGCCAACUAUAUUUACGAGUUGUUAACCGAAGGCUACAGGCUGAAACCUGGGAAGAAAAUCAGGAUCGCUAAUUCACUGAACGGGUUUGAUCUGGAUUGGAAAAUGGGCGCUGUGCUCCAUAACGCUAAAAUCUUAGACAUCAAGGGAAUAUCAAAAAAAUAG
Messenger RNA from Porites evermanni, 1305 nucleotides. The record is from the annotation of a GenBank genome assembly. NCBI's taxonomy places the organism in Eukaryota, Metazoa, Cnidaria, Anthozoa, Scleractinia, Poritidae.